Macroventuria anomochaeta is the source of this 1241-nucleotide messenger RNA. RefSeq names its product FMN-linked oxidoreductase. Gene Ontology annotation, molecular function: NADPH dehydrogenase activity; FMN binding. Bases 1 to 1104 code for a protein of 367 amino acids. Lineage: Eukaryota; Fungi; Ascomycota; Dothideomycetes; Pleosporales; Didymellaceae. The record is from RefSeq and is a predicted model, not a curated record. The transcript has a single exon.
AUGUCCGACUCACGUCUUUUCAAGCCACUCAAGGUUGGCUCGAUUGAGCUCAAGAACCGCGUUGCCAUGGCACCCUUGACACGAUUCCGUGCAAGCGACAGUCACACUAUCCUUCCCUUCGCAGCCGAGUACUAUGGCCAGCGUGCUUCCGUCCCCGGUACCCUUUUGAUCUCUGAGGCUACUCUCAUCACCGGUCAGCAUGGAGGAUACCCUAACGUGCCUGCAAUCGAGACCCAAGAGCAAAUUGAUGCCUGGAAGAAGGUCACCGAGGCCGUUCACAAGAAGGGAAGCUUCAUCUACCUCCAGCUCUGGGCUCUGGGACGUGUAGCCAAUAAGGAGUACGCUCAGAGCCAAGGGAUCACUGUCAAGUCCUCAAGUGCCACCCAGCUUUCCGACGACCUUGCUGUUCCUAAAGAGAUGACUGUUGAGGAGAUCAAAGAGACCGUUGGUGCAUACGCUCAGGCUGCCAAGAACGCAAUCGAGGCUGGAUUUGACGGAGUUGAGAUCCACGCUGCCAAUGGUUACCUGAUCGACCAGUUCCUCAAGGAUACCUGCAACAAGCGUACCGACAACUAUGGUGGCUCUGUUGAGAACCGCAGCCGCUUUGCUCUGGAAGUUACCCAGGCUGUUGUUGACGCUGUUGGUGCCGACAAGACCGGUAUCCGUCUUUCCCCCUUCAGCGAGUUCCAAGGCAUGAAGAUGGCCGACCCCAUCCCACAGUUCUCGGACAUCAUCAAGAAGCUCAACACCUUGAACCUCGCAUACCUGCACAUGGUCGAGUCCCGUAUCUCCGGCAACGUCGACGUCGAGGGGUACGACUCUCUGAAACCUCUUUACACUCUGUAUACCUCCAGCCCUCUUCUCGUCGCUGGCGGCUUCAAGGCAGACUCUGCCCGCAAGCUUAUCGACGAGGAACUCAAGGACCGCGACGUUGUUGUCGUCUUUGGACGUUAUUUUAUCUCCACACCUGACCUUGUCUUCAGGCUGGAGAAGGGCAUAGACUUCAACCCUUACGACCGCGACUCUUUCUACAUCCCCAAGAGCGAGAAGGGCUACACCGACUAUCCCUUCAGCGAGGAGUUCAAGCAGACUGUGAACUUGUAGAGAAAUAGUAAUGAUCUUGCAUCAGCACGGCGUUCAGGAUUGGGAAAAGGGCAUUGCAUGAGUGAUGAUAUCAUCAGUUCAGACUAGACAUUAGACGUCCAGUAAGUGAACUUGUCGAACAAUCACAAAUAAUUUGC